Peromyscus maniculatus bairdii (prairie deer mouse) is the source of this 12830-nucleotide messenger RNA. The record is from RefSeq and is a predicted model, not a curated record. NCBI's taxonomy places the organism in Eukaryota, Metazoa, Chordata, Mammalia, Rodentia, Cricetidae.
UUUCUCAGUCCUGGCCAUGUGGACAUCUAAUUCCUCCUAUACAUUAUGCCUGGCCUAUCACUCCUGGUCUGAGCUCACAGAGGUUCCUAUGGUUCCUGGUGUCCAGAGACAGAGUCCUGCCAGGGUGAUUGUUGUAUGAGAUGUUAAUUAGUACCCCCACCCCCACCCCCUUUGUUCAGUGAUUUGCUAUGGAUGCCUCCUGUUGAAUAGGAAUUCCUGACGUACACUCCUGUGACUUGAACCAUCACAUUAAUACCCCUGUGGAGCCACAUAAUAAUCUUGUAAUUGGUAUUAACCCCUCAUUGUACAAUCCACAUAUUUACAGAUUUUGAACUUCAGAGUGGAAGGGACUAGACAAUAAUACUGCAUCAAUCCUGUUUGAUACUGUGUGGUAUCAGAUAUUUUCACCUUUGAGAGAGGAUUUAGUGUGAUGACAGAAAGGUACCUCAUGAUUGACAGGAGGGGGCUUGCAUAUUUCUGAAAGGGAGGAGACAAACUGCCCUGCUGAUCUGGCGGGCUGUACAUUGUCUUCUCAUCACACACUUUCUUCUGUCUCUUCACUUUAUCAACAGUGUCUAAACUCCCUCAAACAUUCGGUCACCGAAUGUGGUUUCCAGGUCCACUGAUGCUUUAUGAAUAGUUCUAAAACGAUUUACCCAAGUUUUUGUGCUGUCCUAGAGACAAUAAAAGAUAAAUUUGGAAGGCUAUGGCUCACUCACAGUCCUUUGAUUUGCAUAUAGAAGCUUCCUCCUCAUGUGAAAACUGAAGCUUUAGUCUUAAAGGGAAAGAAGAGUAGUUCAAUCUGGAACAAUCUGAGUGACCAUGGCCUGGGAACAAAGAUUUAGGUUAUCCAAAAUAACAUGCUCCAACAUGGAAACAGUUUCGUGGGUUUACAGAAAAAAAUUAUUAAUCAAGGCAAAUUUAAAAUAUAUUGGUGGGUACCCAAGAGAGGCAGGUACUAUGAGAUGGGGGACCUAGUCUAUUUAAGAUACUAUCUGGUGACAUUCUUGGCUUUUGGGUUGAGGGAAGCUAAUGUUCUGCCAAGUCAGUGGAUUCUAAAAGUUUCUUAUCUAUUGUCAGCAGCUAUUUGGUCCACUACAGAUUAUUGCAAAGAAUGAAUGUUUCUGAAGGGUAAAAGUAAACCAAGAUAAGGUAACUACUCUUUGAAUCUGCAAAAUUCCAGUCUCUCCACAGUUCUGAAAUUCCACAUGGUCCAUCAGUCUCAGCAGACACAGACUCCUUCCAAGAGUUUUUCACUCACAGUCAGACAAUCCUCUUAUCAGUAAUUUUCCUCCACAGCCCCUCCCCAUCUCAUGUGCUCUUGCAUAUAUCACCCUCUUCAGUCUAACCAGUGUUUGUGCUGGAGACUGGCUUAUGACAUUGAAGUCUACUCUUAAGAAACACGGGCUUCAAACCACUUUGUCCUAUCUACUAGAAUUCUCAAUGAGUUUCUAACCAUAUAUAAAAUAAUAGACACUUCUUAGUUAAUGUCUCUAAUGUGUAGGGAAAAUAGUAACAUUCUGUGAGGUGGGAAAAGCACACUGCCUUGUACAACAAAAUAGCUUCCUUAUGAUGUAGAGACAAUACAGCACCAUGCUCACAUAUAUCCUACAGGCCCCAAAUAUUUAUAUAUGUAUUUUGAAUUGAGCAUCUGCUGUGGCACAUCCCUGUCAUCUCUACAUUUCAAGCAAUGAGGAAACCCCAGAGUUCAAAGUAAUUCACUGCUUCCUAGCAAAUUCAAGGAUAGCCUAGGCUACAUUUUCUGCUCUUGCAUUAAAACAUUUUGGUCAGUGAGUCCAAUGAUACUUUUCAAGUGCAAUGGCAUGUUUUGAGUUGAAAAGUCUGACUCAAUUUGUCUGGCAGACUCUAUCAAAAACUGUAUUCAGUUGUUUUUUUGUUUGUGGUAUGUUGACAGCAAAAGAAAGGAAUAAUCCUGAGAAGCAUGGGUUCGGAUCAUUUUCAGCUUUGGAGUUGAAAUUUCUGUCACUGAGUCCAAGGACACUUUUCAACUUCCAUAGUUAUGUCCGUCCAUAAUUAGUGCCCCAGUGUUCUCCCCAGUUUCCUUCAUGAAGUUGUAUAUAUCCUGAAUUCUCUGUGUUGGUACCCUACUGUGUCCCUGCAGGGGUGUUUGUGACCUUCAUGGACAGUAAAAUAACUAGGCAGGGGAAGCAGGAAGGUGGUUCUGCCCAACAAAAUUCAGUAGCAGGUGUUGAUUCAAAUGUCAGGAGUGUGACCUCUAGGUCUUUAUUUUAGACACAUUUAUGCACAAGCACAAUUAGAUGAAAAUUCUUCUGGUGAUAAUUAGCUCAACCCUGUAUUCACAACAAAGCAUACUUUGAGGAACAAAGUAACCUAAAUACAGAUCAUAGGUGACUACAAGGAUAAAGUAAAGUCUUGUAAAGUCUAUACAGAUAAGUUCUAUAGAUUGAAUAAGAAAAAAUGGCUUUUAGAAUGGAUGAGAAAAACUAAUUUAUAAGCGUCUGGAGGAAGGUCUGUGGCAGAAUCAGCUCUAACCACACAGAUAGAACAAACGUCAGCAGGCUUAAAAUCCACUCCAAGCUUCUGGACAGAAAACAGGCUUUGCAUUCCUUCGCCUUGAAGAAAGAACCCUGUAUGCUUUAAAUUCCAGGUUCCUCAAGUGAAUGUGUGCAUGCAAAGACCUCGGUGCCCCACACAUGUUCCCACAAAGGUCAUUUUUUACUUUCCUGGUUUCUGCAGUUACUCCAGGCUAUGUAAAAAUGUAAGAGGAUUUAGAGGUAGGAGCCUCAGAUGACAAAGGCAUGUGGUGUUUGUCUUUAUGGAUCCGGACUAUCUCACUCCAUAUGAUCUCUUCUAGUUCCAUCUAUUGACCCGUGACGUUUAUUUUCUGUAUAGCUGCAGAGUGUUCCAUAGUGUCUACGGACCACAUUUUCAUUAUUGCUUUGUCAAUGGAAGGAUAUUCGUGUCAUUUCCAUUUCCUAGAUCUUAUGAUUAGAACAGCAGUGAACAUGGUUAAUCAGCUAUCUUGGAUUGAAUGUCAGUUGCAAUAAAUAGUACAAAGAGUAGUAUAGUUGGGGCAUAUAGAUUUAUCUUUAGCUUUUUGGAAAUUGUCUGUAGAUGGACACUUCCUGUCCUGACCAUCCACUCCCUGUCCUGAUAGCUGCUUUCAAAUUACCACACAGAGACUUCAUAUUAUUUGUAAAUGCUGAACUGAUAGCUCAGGCUUAUUAAUAACUAGCUUUUAGAUUUAAAUUAACCCAUUUUUAUUAAUCUAUGUUUUACCAUGUGGCUCAUGGCUUCACCUGUCCUCUAGCAUGUCUUGCUUCCUGGGCAGCUCACUGGCGGAUCCCCUGACUCCGCCCUCCUUCCCAUCAUUCAGUUUGGCUUUCCUGGCUAACUUCCUGUUCGGCUACCGGCCUGUAAUAAAUAUUCAAAGUGUAGAAAGGGAUUGUUCCACAGCAAUUCUCUUUCCUGAUUUCCAGAGUGGCUAACAGUUUGCAAUCCCACCAAUAGUGGAUAAAGUUCCCUUCUCCCCACACCCUCUCCAGAAUUAUUUGUUAGUUGUUUUGUUGAUCUUUUGCCAUUCUGACUGGGGUAAGAGGAAAUCUCAAAGUUGUUUAGAUGAACAGUUUUUGAGAAAAUUCUCUGACAUUUUCAUCCUCUUUUGAGAACUCUCUGUUCAGGUCCCAGGCUCAUUUUGUAAAUAGGUCCUUUGUUUAGUUGUUUUGGACUCUUUUUUGUUUGAGUUCUUUGAAUUCUGGAGUUUACUUUGUCUGUCAGAUAUAUAGGUGGCAAAGGUUCUCUUCUAUUCUGUGGCUUUUUCUUCACCUGAUUGAUUGUUUUUUUAGCUGUACCUAACUUUUUAGUUUUAUGAAAUCGCACUAAUCAAUUUUUGGCCUUAAUUCUAAGGCAAAUCAAGUCCUAUUCAUAAAGUCCUUUCCUGUACCUAUUUCAGGUGUGAUGCUGCCUAUGCUUCCUCCUGUCAGUUUCAGUGUUCAGGUUUUCACCCUUUAGUUCUUUGAUCAGUUUACUGUUAGUUUUUCUAUAUAGUGAUAGAUCCAAAUCUAAUUUCAGUCUUCUUCCAGUGGACAUCCAUUUUCUCAGAAACGUUGGUUGAAGAUGCUUUCUUUUCUCCACUGGAUAUUGUUGGCAUCUUUGUAAAAUUUAAAUGGCUGAAGCUAUUUAUGCUCAUGUUUAGGAUUUUUAUUUUGUUCUUUUCACCUGGUCUACAUAUCUGUUUGUUGUGAUGCCCCCCCUUUUUUAUUACUAAGACUGUGUAAUAUAUCUGGAGGUCCAGAGUGGUCCUCCUUCUAACACUGUUCUUUUUCUCAUGGUUAUUUUGGCUAUGGCUAUGUGGGCAUCUUUUAUUAUUCUUUAUGAACUUUUGAUAGUGUUCAGUUUUGUGAAGAAUGAGAUGUGGAAUUUAACUGGGAUUGCUUUGAAUCUAUAAAUGGAUUUUGGUAAAGUGGUUUUUUUUCACAAUAUUAAUUCUACCAAUACAUGAGCAUUGAAUGUUUAUUUUCUAAUGUCUUUAUCACUUUCUUCAUUUGUUUAAAGUCUCUCUUUCAAAGGGCCUUGACCUCCUAGUUUCAUUACUGUCAACUUUCACUGACCUAUACAGAUCUGUGUCUGUAAGACCUGGCAUCUGAGGACCUGAAAUAAUGGGAUAGACUACAGCUGUAGAUUAAUGCUGUAGACGACCUUACUUCAGUUUCAGUGUACUUUAUACAUGAAUGUAACAAAACAAUGAUCCAAGGAAGGUUGUUUGAGUUUAGUUGAACAUGAUCAGAAAAACAUGUAAAUAAAUGGGAAAAAGAAUAUACUAAAUAAUUCUAAAUACCAACAGAGCAGCCCUUUCCCAGAACUUUCUCAGGACAGACCAAUUUUAACACAAUUGACUGGCACAUACUAUAGAUUCUAUUUGAGAAAGCACAGAACAAGGUGGAAAACUAUAUCCAGAUUCAGAGUAUAUUUACCAGAUUGGGUUCUAUAGUAAUGUUCUGACAUCCAACAAGAACAAGCAUAUUUUAAAUUAAAUUUAAAUGUUUGUCAUGGGAGACAAAAAAAGUCACAUCCAAGAACAAUCCAAGGAUCAGAAUGCACCGGAGAAAAAAGGCCCUCUGCCCUUCUUCCUAGAGCUUCUCACAUAGUUCCCCCAAGGCAUUACUCACGAUACCUUAUUCUUUUGACUGUUCUGACACAGUCCCAUAUAUUUUAUGCUUUUUGAGGCUAUUGUGAAUGGGUAUGUGUCCAUGAUCUCUUUUCUCUGGAUGUUUAUUGCUCAUAUAUAGAACUAUUGAUUUGUGCAAAUUGAUUCUAUAUCAUGCCACAAUCCUGCAUUGGUUUAUAUUUCUAGUCAUUUUCUAGUAGAACUUUAGGGAUCAUUCAUGCAUAUCAUGUCAUCUGCAAAUUGGCAUGGUUUGAUUUCAUUUUUCCUAAGUGUAACUCUCAUCUUUAAUGUGGGAUACUAUUCGGCUACAUAAAAGGAUGUAAUAUGGUCAUUUGUGACAAUAUGGAUAAUGUUAGAUUUCUGAAUACAGAGUAAAGAGACAAAAGGCAGGAAAGAAGCUGACAACAGAGGUGUAGCUAGAGAGUUUUUCUCUCCGGGUCCCACCAAGCCCCAGCAGUCCGACAGCCCACUUAUAAAAUAAACACACAGAUGCUUAUACUAUUUAAACUGUUUGGCCUAAUGGCUCAGGCUUCUUAUUAACUGUUCUUAUAUCUUAAAUUAACUCAUUUCCAUUAGUCUAUAAGUUUCCACGUGGCUCGUGUCUUACCGGUACCUUACAUGUUGCUUGUCAAGGUGGUGGCUGGCAGUGUUUCUGCCUCAGCCUUCCACUUCCCAAAAUUCUCUUCUCUGCUUGCCCCACCUAUACUUCCUGCCUGGCUGCUGGCCAAUCAGUGUUUUAUUUAUUAAGCAAUCAGAGCAACACAUUUGACAUACAGAACAUCCCACAGCACAGCAGAGACUGUUAAUUUGUACUCACAGAGAGGGACGUGAACUCUCAUCAAGUCCCACAUUAUGUGUGACUGUGAUUGUGCUAUCAGACUUACUUACCUAUAUCAGAAGCACAUCUAGCUCUGAUCGCUAGCACUGAUCAACUGUACUUGGAGGUAAAACAGGAUUCCUAUGAGAUUAUGGGUGUCAUUGAUCUCAGUCAUCCUAGAAAAAAAAAUGCCUUUUGGGUCAGCCUGUCUCAACAUUGGGAAACAGUGUGAUAGAGAAUGUGGAGAGAAAAGUGGGCUUUUUUUUUGUUUUGUUUUUUUCGAGACAGGGUUUCUCUGUGUAGCUUUGCACCUUUCCUGGAACUCACUCUGUAGGCCAGGCUGGCCUUGAACUCACAGAUAUCCUCCUGGCUCUGCCUCCUGAGUGCUGGGAUUAAAGGUAUGUGCCACCACCACCCAGUGAGAAAGGUGGGCUUUAUGUCAUAACAGUUUCCUUGUUCCCUGGCCCCUCAUUGUACCCCUAUAAAGGUUAUAGCCAUAUUUUCCCUUGGUAGAACCCUCAGUUUCCUAGGGGAUUGAGACUGCUCCUCACUGUGCGAGCUAAUGAACAAAGUCCUGUUUGUUGAAGUUCAGACUCCUGUCCCUUUUCUGUCUUCUGUCUCUUUAUGCUGUCUCAGAAAUGUAGCACUGUCAGUCAGAUGUUGAAUCUAAAGAAUUUUCAAUCAAGAGAGAGAUGUGAUUUUUUAUUCCAUUAGCUGGUGACAUCAGGAAGAAGAGGUCUGGAGAACCAUGGAUCAAUGGAUGUUCUUGUUUACUUAGAUAACAGGAAGGAAUGUUAAGGUACUGUGGCUGACCUGAACCUACAGAAACAAGGAUUCCAAAUGGAUAGGUAUGGAGUGGGAAGACCAGGGAUGAGAAGUGAAGAAGAAAAAGACAUAAAGAUGACAAAAGAAAUAGUUGGUACCACACAGUUUUAUAUUAACUGAAAACUCAAAGGCAAGGAAGUUUAUUAAGAAAUACAGCAUGCUAUAUAGUAUUACCAGGUGGUAAAUGGUCAAGGUCAGCAGAGACUUAAUCAUACAAUGUUGGUGAUGAGAACACAGGAUACCUUAGGAACAGCUGCCUUAGGACUGAUAACCCCAGUCUCGAGAGAAGAGUUAGAUCCCCCAGUAACUGCCACAUUGCCUCCUUCAUGGCACUGGAUCCUGUGUCAGACUGGCCUGGCCCAAGGACACUGUUGAACAGGAACAGAGAACUAUAGUUCCCAUUGUCCUCUCAUAGGUGCCUCUGAAAAAGCCUUGAGUCAAUGUAAGUUGUCACAUUGAAUACACGUAUUUCUAAAUUUCCUAAUUAUAAAUUUAUUAAAUUGCUUGUUAUUCAAUUUUGUCUGUGAGUUCUUCAUUUAUUCCUCUGCCCCUUGGCUGAUCACGUCCCUUGGUGCACUGUCAUUUGCAUCAUUCUCCACAUGCUCAGGAUCCCAGGCCUCACCCCAGAGUUGCUGCAUCAGAUCUACACCGUCACUGUAUUUCUCAUUCAUGAUUGUGUAGAAUAUGUUGAGAAAUAUCUUCUCCAUCAGCACAGCUCUCUAUUGUGAGAGAUGUGUAUAAUGUGUGCUGUAUUAUAAUACAAACAUGGGACACUAAAUGCAUAUUUUUUUCUAAACUUUAGUAUUUAUUCAUUCAUUUCCAGUGUAGGCGUGUUUUGCUAGUGUGCAUGUCUAAGAGAUUGUCUGAGCCUCUCGAGUGGAGUUACAGACAGUUGUGAGGAGCCAUAUUGCUUCUGGGAAUCAAACUCGGGUCCUUUGGAGGAGCAGCCAGUCCUCAUAAUUACUGAGCCCCCUCUCUCGACCCAUCAUACUGAUUCAUAGAUACACGCACUCUCUGUUUUAUGGUUCUUAAAAGUAUAAUAUUCAUAGGAGUUUCUAGGACAUUCUGCUAUUCACUUUGUUUAAAGAUCAGUUCCAUGUAACAUCACAAUACUAUAUCAGACUUAUUUUAGGGGUAUUGCUUACAUAUAUUAACAGUGCUUCUAGCUAUCCUGUCAUUCUUGAUGACGUUUAGAUUUGUAUGUAGAAGCAGGUGAUACCUCAUGUUAUUUAUAUAUUAUUGACAGUUUUAAUGAAUACAAUGUGUGGUAUUCAUUCACUGUUCUUUAUUUCAGGAUGUCCUGUCAUUCUGGGAUGUAGCCAUUUAUUUCUCUGCAGAAGAGUGGGAAUGCCUGGGCCCUGCUCAGUGGAAUCUGUACAGGGAUGUGAUAGUGGAGAAUUACAACAAUCUGGUGUUCCUGGGUCUUGCUUCAUCAAAGCCAUACCUAGUGACAUUUCUGGAGCAAAAACAAGAGCCUUCAGAUGUGAAGAGACAAGCAGCUGCCACCAUGCACCCAGGAAAAGAACAAUACACAGACAAAGAAUGUGAUAAAACCUUUCAUUGGAACUCACAACUUACUAACAAUCAGAGGAUUCAUUUAAGAAUGAAGCCCUAUAAGUGUGAAGAAUGUGGCAAGUCUUUUUGUUUCCCUUCACUGCUUUCUAUACACAAGAGAAUUCAUACAGGAGAGAAACCCUUCAAGUGUGAAGUCUGUGGCAAGGCCUUCCAUUCUCCAUCAUUGUUUUCUGUACACAAGAGAAUUCAUACAGGUGAAAAACGCUAUAAGUGUGAAAUAUGUAACAAGGCCUUCCAUUGCCCAUCAUUACUUUCUGUACACAAGAACAUUCACACAGGUGAGAAACCCUACACAUGUGAAGUAUGUGGCAAGGCCUUCCAUUGUCCAUCUGUGCUUUCUAGACACAAAAGACUCCAUACAGGGGGAAAACCCUAUAAGUGUGAAGUAUGUGACAAGGCCUUCCAUUGUCCGUCAGUACUGUCUGACCACAAGAAUAUUCACACGGGUGAGAAACCCUACAAGUGUGAAGUGUGUGGCAAGGCCUUCCAUGCUCCCCCUUUACUUUCUGCUCACAAGAGAAUUCACACAGGAGAGAAACCUUACAAGUGUGAAGUGUGUGGCAAGGCCUUUCAUACCCCAUCACUACGUUCUGUACAUAAGAGAAUUCAUACAGGGAAGAAAGCCUACAAGUGUGAAGUAUGUAGUGAGGUCUUUAGCACUUCCUGGCAGAUUUCCAGUCACUUGGUAAUCCACUCUGGAGAGAAACCGUAUAAGUGUGAGCAUUGUGGAAAGGCCUUCUCUACAAAGUCAUACCUAACUAAGCACAAAUUACUUCACAAGAUGGAGAAACUUUAUAGAUGUGAAGAAUGUGGCAAACAGCUCAACAGUUCUAGAAGCCUUCAAGAGCAUCAAAGAAUUCAUUCUGGAGAGAAACCCUACAAGUGUGAAGAAUGUGGCAAAGACUUCAGAACUUACACAGCACGUUCUAGACAUCGGACAGUUCAUAUUGGAGAGAAAUGUUACAAGUGUGGAGAAUGUGGCAAAACCUUUUACCAGUCUUCUGGUCUUAAGCAACACCAAAGAAAUCAUCUGUAAGAGAAAGCACACUGAUGUGAAGAAUGUGCCAAGGCUGUUUGGAUGUACAAAGAACUUUUAAAACACCUGAAAUCCAUAUUGGAGAGAAAUGCCACAGUUGUGAAAAAUAUUGCUAACUGUUUAAUAAGCUUUCUAGUAUUUCUCAGCACAAGACAGUUCAAACUGGAGUUGACUAGUACGAAUUUUCAUGUGUUCAUAAAAUGUUUUACACUUCUUCAGACUGUAAAAGGUAUCAAAUUUUUCAUUUUAAAUAGAAGCCUUAAGAGUAGGGAAAGUGAUAAACUUACCUAGCACAAAAGAAGCAGAGUGGAAGGCGGCCAUACACAUGUAAAGAAUGUAGUGAGUUUUCCACUGAAUGAAUGCUUUCUGACCUCUAUUGAAUUUAUCCUGAAGAGAAACACUACAAUUGUGAAAGGUACAACGAUGCUUUUGAAGGCUCCUCAUAAACAAAAAAGAAGUUCUCAUACUUAGCAUCACCCCUACAACUGUGAAGAGUCAUCAUUCUGUGUUGCCGGGGAGCUUCUCUCCAGGCUCCACCAAGCCCCGCAGUCCCACAAUCCACGUAUAAAAUAAUUACUCAGACACUUAUAUUACUUAUAAACUGUAUGGCCGUGGCAGGCUUCUUUCUAACUGGUCUUAUAUCUUAAAUUAACCCAUUUCUAUAAAUCUAUACCUUGCCACGUAGCUCGUGGCUUCCCAGCAUCUUUACAUGCUGCUUGUCCUGGCGGUGGCUGCAGUGUCUCUCCGCCUCAGCCUUCCACUUCCCAGAAUUCUCCUCUCUCCUUGUCCCACCUACUUCCUCCCUGGCCACUGGCCAAUCAGUGUUUUAUUUAUUGACCAAUCAGAGCAAUUUGACAUACAGACCAUCCCACAGCAAUUCCGACCUUGCUAUACAAGAGUCUCUGCAAACAUAGAGUAUGCCCAGGCCUUUAGUGGUUCUUUAUGACUGUUUCCCCAUCAUAGAAUUCCUAUUGGUAUAGUGCACUACAAAUGCUAAGAUUAUGGCAAGGCCUUUAUCUGACUUCCAUAUCAGAAAUAUCCUCUGAGACUUUUUACUAGUAAAAAAGUCUACACAUCCAAAACCGUGGGAAAUCCUUCAAUAAUAUCACUAAUCAUAAACACAAAACUCCACAUAUCCAAAUAAUGUGAAAAAGCCUUCAAUGAUAUCACCAAUCAACACAAAAGUCUAUACAUCCAAAUAAUUUGAAAACACUUAUGUAAUGUUUUUAAUCUUCAUUAACACCAAAGAAUAUUCACUGGUGAGAUGUUCUACAAAUGCAGAUGUCUUGUUUCUUUCUGCUCUCAACUCCACACAGACAAACAAUAUGUAAUGGAGUCUCAAUUGAGUGAAUGCCUGGAUCUGAUUGACCCUUGGGCAUGUCUGUGGGUCUUUUUCAUGAAUUCUAUUUGACAUAAGAGAAUCUGGACCACUGGAUGAUGGCAGUGCACCUUGUGUAUGCCACUCUUGGUGACUUAGUCUUGGGUGUGUAAGAAGAAAACGUAAAGUAACCAUUCCUCCAUGGUUUCUACUUUCACCUACUGCCUCUGUAUUUUAGCUGUGUUCUCCUGCCCUGCCUUCCAUGGAUCAUGAAAUAUAGCCAGUGAACUGAAAUAACCCCCUUUCUCCCCUAAGUAGUUUUUGGUCAUGGUGUUAAUCACACCAACAGAAAUAAAACUAAGUAAACAAUAUGUGACAGCUUUCUACUCUGCUUUAUACAUUAGUUAUCAACCAGAGCCUUCAUAAUUGAGACAAUGUCACAAAGCUUUAUGAUUUAAUCAACCUUAACUACACUAGAGCAUUCAUAGUGUAAAAAUGCCAUGCUGUUACACAGAAUAUUAUAAAGAUUUUACUGUGGGUUUUUUUUUUUUUUUGGUUUUUUGAGACAGGGUUUCUCUGUGUAGCUUUGCGCCUUUCCUGGAACUCACUUGGUAGCCCAGGCUGGCCUCAAACUCACAGAGAUCCGCCUGGCUCUGCCUCCCAAGUGCUGGGAUUAAAGGCGUGCGCCACCACCGCCCGGCGAUUUUACUGGUUUUUAUCAACAUUUGAACACCACAAAGGUCAAACUGCAGAGGAAUCCUGUGAAAAGAAAUGAAACUCAAUUUAAGAAAAUCUACUACAAACUCCAAUGAUCGGUUAUUUGACAUAACUUCACAUCAGGAAAUUUGGUUACUGAGAAGCCCUACAAAUACAAAUGAUGUGGAAAGCUUUUGAUUUAAACUCCAUUCUGACUAACUAUGAGUGAAUUCACAUUAUGUAGAAACCCUACAUGUGACUCUGGCAGUAACUGUGUACAACAUAUAAACCUCAUGAGAGUUAUAGCAGAAAAUAUUGGAUGAAGGCAAAAAGCAUAGCACAGUCCUUUAUCCUCCCUUAAAAAGUAAUGACUAGAGGGGAAUUAGUGUAAGAGAUCAAUACUGUUAAUAAGGAAUGUUGAAAAAUGUGGGUAUUGCUUGGAAUUAAAGUGACAGUGCUGUUUGAUAUGCUGAAAAAAAUAACUCAUUAGUGUCAGAAUCAUGCAGAUCACUCAAGAUAGGAUAUCAAUUAGACUUGUAAACUUAAACAAAGCUAACCUUUCUGUUAUUCAAUCACACGACUAUGGAAAGGUCACUUUUUUUUUUUUUUGCUUUUUUUGGGGGCGCGAGGGUGGGGGGUGGGGGAGAUUGUUGCCUGUUUGUUUUUGUUUCUCUGUGUUACAGCCUAGCUGUCCUCUACCUCUCUUUGUAGACCAGGCUGGAUUCGAACUCCCAGAGAUCCACCUGCCUCUGCCUCUAGAGCACUGGGAUUAAAGGCAUGUGCCACCACGCUCAGCUGUUGUUUGUUUUUAAAUGCUGUAAAACCAAAUGAUUACAUUGUCCAGGAUAUUGGAGAUUCCAAGAGUAUGAAGGAAGGUAGUACACAACCUGCUAUGGAAAGCUACAAGCAAUGAGUGGAGCAUGCCGAGGCAAGAGGCUAUGUGACUUUCAGGCAAAACUGAAAGCGUGGGGCACAUAAGUCCUUUGAAGUCAACACCAGUGCAGCAGUUUCAGAGAGCUGUCACAUUAUGUAUUUGCCCUUCUGAAUUUUGGGCUGAUCCUUGCUGUGUGGCAUAUCUUCCAUUUUAGAAUCAGAAUGUUUGUUCUGUAUCAGUACAUGAUGGAAGUGGUCAGUUUUUAUCUUGUAGGACCUCACAGAUAAGAAACUGCCUUGAAUCUCAGAUUGGAUAUGGACUGGGAUCUUUUAUACUCUUGAAGUUGUUAAGUACUUUAUGGACCUUUCAAAUUGGAUUCUAAUUUAUGGAUCAAAUGAUAAAUAUUUGGGUUGAAUGAAAUAUUAUGAUUUAAAGUUAUGUAACUGGAGUAAUCAUGAUGUCUUUGAAAAGAAAUUUAAUGGCCAGCAAUACCCACAACCAUAUUUGUAUUCAUAAUAAAAAGAAGGAAUUACCUCUAAA